Molecule: messenger RNA, 1761 nt
Organism: Zerene cesonia (dogface butterfly)
Lineage: Eukaryota; Metazoa; Arthropoda; Insecta; Lepidoptera; Pieridae
Product: probable RNA-binding protein 18
Exons: 4
Coding region: 268-849 (193 amino acids)
Cellular component (GO): cytoplasm; nucleus; ribonucleoprotein complex
Molecular function (GO): mRNA binding
Source: RefSeq, a predicted model, not a curated record
GACACUCGAAUGUUGACAAUUGACACCUGAAUUAUAAAAAAUAUUGAUUCAAUUUUGUUUGUGAUUUACGUAAAAGUUAAAAAUUUACUAAAUGUUAUUUGCGUGACGAAUGCUUUACCGUAAGAAUAAGUUUAAUAUUUGAUAUGGAAAGUUUGGAAAUAAGGCAAAUUUAUAUAUAACUUGAAAUCACACUGUUUGUUUCUUUGGCGAUUGUUCUGGAUAUCUUCAUACGUACUAAGAAGAUACCUCUUUUUUAAGUGCUUAAAAAUGGAUAAUACUACGAUACCCCUGCAUUUAGACCCUGUCAAGCCAAUGGAUUUGUGUGACAAGCGGCUCUGGAUUGGCAAUCUGGACACCAGAGUUAAUGAGUAUCAACUACUGAAAAUGGUCCGGGUGUACGGCAACAUCGAGAAGUUCGACAUGCUGUUCCACCGGAGCGGGCCCAACGCGGGGCAGCCGCGCGGCUUCGCGUUUGUCACGUACAAGAUGCGACAGGAUGCUGUGCAAGCAAUGAACUCAUUGAACGGACAGCUGUUGGGUAACAAGCGAAUGUGUGUGAAGUUCGCUAAAAAUGCAGCGGAGGAUCAAGAUAAGCCAAAACCAGAACUCGGAAUAGCAGCAUUAACAGCAGCAAAGCCAGAGUUAAAGCUGAGCAAGAAGACAGCGAUACAGUCAAUAGAAGCUAAACUGAAAAUGAUGGAGAAUAUGAAAGCGGGCGAUGAUUUCGUAAUUAAUAAAUUAGCGGCACACGAAGCACCAAUCAUUACUCAAUAUCAAUCGAAACAACAUCAACCAAAUAAAACCAUAACAUCAUUUAAACGAAGACAUCCUUACCAUAAAAAGAGAUAAUUGAUUAUUUAUUUUCAUGUAUUUAUACAUUUUAAAGCUAUUUGGACAUGGCCAAUUUUACGCCAUUAAUAAUAUUUUGAAUUUAUUCUACAAAUAGCAAUUUGAAAUCAUAUGAAAAUUGUACAAUGUGAAUUUGGUAGGAUUAAUUUAUAGAAGUUCUUAUGUAAAAUACUAAACAGUUCUUUUUUAGGAUUAGUUUGAGUAAGUUCAAUGUUGUGUCGUGUUUUAAGUAUAACAAGCCUUGUGUUCAUUAGAAUUGUAAUCUCAAUAAGAUACUUUCUGUAUGUGAAGUUACCAUUAUUUAUAUAUUUUCAAAUACUUGUUCAUGUUUUUGUAUUCAUCUUCACCAUCAUCAUCAUCAGCAGCCAAUAUAUGUUCCCACUGCUGGGACACAGGCUUCCUUAAGGGUUCAGGUCAUAAUCCACCACUCUGGAUUGGCAGCUAUUAAAAUAAAAUAAUGAGCACCACAUGGCAAUUAUUUAAAAAAAUGUGGAUAACAAAUAUUUUUGUAAACCUCAAUUUUAUCCCCACUUGAGGAAGAAAUCGGGUCUAAUUUUUUUCUUUAUACAAUGGCGAUAUGCUGCGCCACUCUCACAAUAUAGACAAAUCAAAUAAUAUAGAUACCAUCCGUUUAACUAUUUGCAUUACCAAGCAUGCUAAAUAAACAUACAUGGAACCAUACAAUCAAACAUAAUCCGACUUUUUGCGCUGUCGGGCAAUAAAUAAUACGAUCAAUUAUUGUUUUUAAAAAACAAUGUUUGACUGAUUUCAAAAUUUAGUUUUCAAAUUUCACUUCUGAAACUCGAUAGUUAGCUCUUCAAAUAUUUAUUGUAUUUUUACAUCAAUAGCAACUGACCACUCUAAAUAAUCAUUAUUUGGUGUAUCUAAUUACUUUGGCACAAAUAUUAUUUU